UAUUUCCAUCCUUAGCUGAAGCACAACGUAUAACUGGGGCUAAAAAACAAAAUAUCAGUUUAGUAUGUCAAGGACUUCAAAAUCAUACGAGAGGAUAUCAUUGGGAAUAUAUAAAUGCAACAACAUAUCAUAAAAAUUGA
Molecule: messenger RNA, 140 nt
Organism: Diversispora eburnea
Lineage: Eukaryota; Fungi; Glomeromycota; Glomeromycetes; Diversisporales; Diversisporaceae
Source: the annotation of a GenBank genome assembly